Messenger RNA from Anolis sagrei ordinatus, 1091 nucleotides. RefSeq names its product chromosome 6 C17orf49 homolog (gene BACC1). The record is from RefSeq and is a predicted model, not a curated record. Gene Ontology annotation, cellular component: MLL1 complex; NURF complex. Lineage: Eukaryota; Metazoa; Chordata; Lepidosauria; Squamata; Anolidae.
GCGGGCCGAGCUGGGCGCCAUCGAGCGAGCGAGGCGGAAGUUGGCGGGCGCGCGCCGGAAGGAAGGAAGGAAGAUAGGGAGGAGGAGGGCCUUGUUGCCAUGGCGGCGGGAGCGGGAGCGCGGCCAUAGAGCGGUGGAGGCACCCGCGGGCGAAGGGCCGCCAUGACCUCGGCCUCCACCAAGGUGGGGGAGAUCUUCUCCGCGGCGGGGGCCGCCUUCUCCAAGCUGGGCGAGCUGGCCAUGCAGCUCCACCCGGUCGCAGACUCCUCCCCCGCCGGGGCCAAGUGGACGGAGGCGGAGGUCUCCCUCCUGCGGGCCUCCGUCCAGCGCUUCGGCGACGACCUCCACCGCAUCAGCGCCCUCAUCAAGGAACGCACCGUGGCGCAGCUGAAGGGGGCGGCCAAGCGCAAGGCCUACGAGGAGAGCGGCCUCCCAGCGGAGUCGCCCAAGAAGGGGCCCCGCAAGCAGUUGGGGGCCGGGCAGGGCCCUCCACAGCCGCAGCAGCAGCACCAGGGGCCCCCCUCCACUUCCUCCUCUGGGCCGACCCCCGAGCCCCCCGCCAAGAAGCACAAGGCCUGUGACGUGACCCUGAGCGCCCUGAAUGACUCGGACGCCCACAGCGACCUGGUGGACAUCGAGGGCCUGGGAGACCCCCCUCCGGCCAAGAAGCUCACCUUCGACCAGGACAGCCUGACCCUGGACUCCGCCUUCCUCUUGGCCCCCAGUGGAGGAGGGGGCGGCAGGGCAAAGGCGGACCCCCUCCCCCGCUGAAGGAAGACCCCCUCCCCCACACUCUUCUGGGAGGGGUAUACAGGUCAAGUGGGGAGGGGUCUUUCUCCCCUCCCCAUGGCUGGGAUUUGGGCCUGGGGUCCCCCUUUGUAGUGGGAGGGGCGCCAUAUACAUGUCAAGUGGGGAGGGGUCUUUCUCCCCUCCCCAUGGCUGGGAUUUGGGCCUGGGGUCCCCCUUUGUAGUGGGAGGGGCGCCAUGCCUCCCUUCCCCCUUGACGCUGCCCCCCCCCCUUGCUUGUAUUUUAAUUGUUUUUGUAUUUUAAUGGCCUUUGGGCCGCAAUAAACAUUCUCCUCCUCCUCCUC